AUGGCCAAAAUCUCGUUCGUACUAUUUUUCGCGUUGCUGGCUACCGCUGCGCUCGGUCAAGCCCCGCACGGUUCCCCUACCGCCACUCCCAAAGCCUCACCGGCACCAUCUUCACCUCCUGUAGCCACUCCUCCUACCGCCACCGCUGCUCCUCCGACCAACACCGCCACACCGGCUCCCUCUCCCGUUUCCCGCUCUGCUCCUUCUCCUCAGCGCUCUUCACCACCUUCCUCCGCCCCAACCACCGCCUCGCCGUCUGAAUCCCCCAUCGAAUCCCCUCCGGCUCCCGUCGCUCCCUCCGAUUCUCCCGUCGACUCUCCUGCCUCCUCCCCCGUCGCUUUCGGACCCGACGUCGUCAGCGAAGCACCUGUCGAGGCUCCCGGUUCUGUGGCUCCCGACAGCCACGCCGCCAUCCAGAGAGUCGCCGGUGCCGGAUCUGUAGCCGCCGUGGCUUUUGCCACCGUGGCAGCAUUGAUGAUGUAG
Messenger RNA from Abrus precatorius (Indian licorice), 483 nucleotides. Its product is annotated as classical arabinogalactan protein 4. The record is from RefSeq and is a predicted model, not a curated record. The transcript has a single exon. Lineage: Eukaryota; Viridiplantae; Streptophyta; Magnoliopsida; Fabales; Fabaceae. The coding region runs from base 1 to 483 and encodes 160 amino acids.